Oryzias latipes (Japanese medaka) is the source of this 2325-nucleotide messenger RNA. RefSeq lists its product as uncharacterized. The record is from RefSeq and is a predicted model, not a curated record. Gene Ontology annotation, cellular component: egg coat. NCBI's taxonomy places the organism in Eukaryota, Metazoa, Chordata, Actinopteri, Beloniformes, Adrianichthyidae. Gene Ontology annotation, biological process: prevention of polyspermy; binding of sperm to zona pellucida. Gene Ontology annotation, molecular function: acrosin binding; structural constituent of egg coat.
CCCAUCCCUUCUUUCAUCUUUAUGCUUCAGAACAAUCACAGGUAGACAUUAGGAAGAACACAGGUGUGUUUUAUGACAGAAAACUCAUCCAUUUUAUCAACGAUCAGACCAGAAGAUGCUCCAAAGGACUUUUUUCUCCUGAAACCAUAUAUGAAGCUUCAAUGGAUCCAUUUUGGGAGAGGGAGGUUUUCUACAGGUGUGUUGGUGCCAUUAAGGGCCUCCAGGUGUCCAAUUAAGGUCCACCAAUCAGCAUGGAGGAAGCCCCGCCCACGAGCCGGCCGUCCAGGGAAGAGCCGCAGCUUCCGGCCGUCCGGAGGCCGAUGGCGGGGCGGGGAGCGCGGCUGCGGGCGCUCGUGAGCGGGACGCUGCUCCUGCUUCUUCCGGUUCGGGGGUUCGAGCAGCCUAACGGAGGAUGGAACGAACCAUUCAACCUGACCGCAGCUGAUGACUACAUUGACUAUGAUGAUUACAUUGAUGAGGGAGUGGAAGGCAUGGCCGUCAGUGAAGGUGGACUCCAGGAAGCUGAAGAUUCAAAUGUCGCCUUUGAUGAUUACAAAGACGGCAUUUUCCAUGGAGUUGAAGGCGCUGCCGUCACUGCAGCUUCUCCAGAAGAUGUCCUUCUGGAAGCUGAAGGUGACGAUGCCGACCACGACGACUAUGAAGACGAGACUCUCGAAGACGCUAAAGAAAUCUCUGAAUCUUGGGAUCCUUUUGGUGCCCGGAAGGGUGCGGUAGUGUCCGAGCGGCUCGACUCCAAAGGCAGUGAGUACGCCGUGUUGUUUGUGGCUGCCCAUCCCAAGGACUGGACAGGCUGUACUACGUCGAGUUUGGAUGGGCUGUACGUGACGUGUCCCAACGAUGGAUUCAGGAUCACCUUCCCACCAGGCCUGCUGACCGAAGUUCAAGUAGUGGGUACAACAAACAUGUCUGCCCAGCAGGCUCCAGAGUACUGCAGGUAUCGCAUGGACCACGUCAACAACACCUUGACUCUACCCUUUACUGGGUGUCACGUUAAAGAGGAAGACGAUGAUGUUUACAUCCUGCAGCUGUUUGUCAACACAUCAAGUCAAGCUGAAGAGUUCCGUGUAUUUUGUGUAGAAAGUUCAAAGUUUGUAUCGGGGCAGCUUCCACGCGUGUCCGCCAGUGACCCAAACUGCAAAAAAAGGACCAUGCCAGCCAAACCUCCGAAAUGCUUUCCCCAAAGUACGGUGUCGGCGCCAUCAGUGCCGUACAAUCCAAGCCACGCCAAAUCCAGAGGAAGCCUUCAGCGAAGCAGUGCCCCAGGAGCUGCCAAGCCCCCAAAGAGUCUCCACAGAACCGCUGCACCAGCGACACCACCCAGUCCGCUCAACUGUGCCGUUGGCGUUAAAGAGAGGAUACCGUGUGGUCCGUCUGGAGCGUCUGCCUCCAUGUGUAGGAAGAGCGGCUGUUGCUCGGAUGGUUCCUGCUACUACCCUCUGGACGAAUGCACCGCAGACCGACACUUUGUGUUUGCCAUUCGUCAGCACAGCGCCUCCGUUCCUGUGGAGCCCAGGAGCCUGUUUUUCCCCGGAGAACCGCUUUGUAAGCCGACCAUCGUCAACCAAGAGGUCGCAGUUUUUAAGGUCAAGUUUACGGACUGUGGAGCUCAUUCUUACGAACAUGGUGACAUGGAGAUCCACCAACUUGAAGUGCACACUGUGGUGCAACCUCUGACCUUAAAGUACGGCAAAGUUACAAGAAGUGACCCGCUCAGAUUCUUGGUUGAGUGUCGCUUCAGCAAACCCAGCGCCGCUCAGCAGUCGGUGAGCAGACCCGGCUUCACGCUGUCUUCCUCACCUUCAUCGGUCGUCUCAGGUGAUCGUCAUUCUGUCCAGCUAAGAAUCGCUAAAGAUCACACCUAUUCCAGCUAUUUCUCCGCCUCCCAUCAGCCUUUGCGUUUCCUCCUUGGCCAUCCCGUGUAUCUGGAGUUGAGGUUGCGGUCUCCUCCUCAUCCGGACGCCGUCAUUCUUGUGAACUACUGCCUGGCUCGUCCUCGCUCGGCCACAAACGGCAUGGUUCUGGUCUAUGAAAGAUGCUCCAAUCCCGACGAUCCAUCCGUGUCCGUCCUUAAAGUGAAGGACUUUCCUGACAGCUGCCAUCAGAGACGCUUUGUGGUGGACGCGUUCCGGUCCAUGUCUCUGAAGACAGACGUGUUCUUGAAUGAAGAGAUCUACUUCCUGUGCUCCACAGACGUCUGUGACCCCAACCAGCGGUCGUGUGAGGAGCGCUGCUUGGAUGGACGCCUGGAUCAGCAAACCCCAGAAACCUGGAGAUGAAAAUAAAGAGCAAACGUGUGAAAAUGUU